Moneuplotes crassus is the source of this 2138-nucleotide messenger RNA. The record is from the annotation of a GenBank genome assembly. Lineage: Eukaryota; Ciliophora; Spirotrichea; Euplotida; Euplotidae.
UGCCUUGAUCAACAUAGUUGUCAAUCAUCUCUUCUACUUCUGCUUUCGUGUAGCAGAAGUUCGUCUUCCCCUUCAGCCCCUGCAGCAACAUGCAGUACAAGUCGUAGGCUUUGGCUGCCAGCACCUGCGUCUGGUAAGUGCCGAUGUAAGUCUUCUUCUUGUUUAUUGAAAUUAGUGCUUGCCAGUGAGGCCCAUUCUUGCAGACCCCGAUGUAUUUGGAUCUUUUGAUGCUAGCGUUGAUCCUGUCUUUUCCUUUGGUGUUGCUCAUAAAAACUACUUCAUCAGGAUUGUGGAACACACUCAGAGCUUGUCUGAGAGUGCCCACUUUGUCGUCAAAGUGCAUGCUGCUGAUUCGGGUUCUUCUGAAUGCAGCUUUGCUGUUCGGAGAGCCUUCGUUCGUCAAACACUCUUGUACAGCAUCGAUGUCACUUGUCGGGAUCUGCUGAGGGCAGACACAGAAAUGUUUGGACAGAGCAUCCAAACUCGUCUGCAGCAUCAUGGAUGCAGCGAUGAAGCUGGGGUCUCAUAGACUAGCAAUCAUGUCAAGAUCGACAGCUGAAAUGUCUUUAAACAAGAUUUCAGGUGUAGUAGUUUGCGACUGUAUCAUUAAUAAUUAUUAAAAAUGAGUUUAGAUUCUUCUUAAAUAUGCGAUAUCUAUAGUCACUGGAAGAUACAACUUUUGCAAGAAUAAAAUUCACUCAAAAAUCAAAUUUUCUUAAAUAAAAUUGCUGAAUUAUGGAACUAUUGAGAUUAAAAUAUCUAUAACUUAUCAAAUAACCUUAUGAAGAUGGCUUCUAAAUUGUACAAAAAUUCCUAAUAAAUGUAUCUUAGAUCUUCUAAUAAACCGAUCGAUCAAAGUUCUUCUUGGACUGUAACCAUCAGCAGAAUUUGAUAUAAGUUAUGACCAUAAUUUAUUCACAACUGUCUUUCAAUCAAAAUCUGACUUUAGAUGAGACACCUGAAUUUGGGACUAUUUAAAACACUGGGUAAAAAGAAAGAUGUCCUCUCCCCACAAUAACUCCGUACAAUAUGACCUUUCGAUCUACUAUUUCAUUGAUCUUUGUUACUUCUUUUCUCUAUAUCGGCAAAUAAUUUAAUCGAAGCAUCAAAGAUAUGGUAUUUCGGAAGAAAAGUAAUCAUAAAAAGAUGAGACUAGGGCUCUUGGGAAGCUAUUAUUAAUAUCGAUAAUUCUUUUGUACCUAUGGCUGCUUAUACACAUGUGCAUCUAACCUUGUUGGUCACCUCUUCAACCAUUAAAGGAUACCUUAAAGUUUAGUCUUCGUAGAAGUAUUUUCCAAAAUGUCGUAAAAAGCUGAACCCAGCUCUGACGGUCGUCUGCCAAUUAUUUAGAAAAUUAAUUUUCGGAGAAAUUUUAUAUGGAUAUUUCAUAAUGUCGUCUCUUUAAAGGAUACAUAUUUAGUUUAGGUUAAGAAAAAUGCAACAAAAAAGAUACGGAGUGCAGACACAAUGUCUCCCUCGAUAAUUAGUAAGAUCAUUUCCCAAUAGUAGCUAGAUUAAGUACCAAAAAGUUUAAGUGAGCCUCAAUGAAUACUAUUCGUGACAGUUCCUAAAAUUAUGAAGUAAUUUCUUUUAGGCAGCAUCCUUCCAUACCCUGCUUUUAAACAAGACUUAGAGAUUUCUCAGAUUUAGGCUGAUCUGUGCCACAUAUCCACUAAAAUUUAGAGCAGGAUGCAUCAAGCCAACUUUGUCUGCCAAAAUGCCUGGAGUUGUCAUCUCAUCAGCCGUAAAAUAAUUCAUUAUCUAUUAAUAAUCUUAAAGAGCUUUUGUACUUGAAGAAAGCAGCUUGGAGCUUUUCUUAGCCACCUAUUUAGCUGUGAUUAAUAGGGAAAAUAAUUCAAAUAUUCAUACUAGACUUCCUAGAGCUCUUAUAGGAUAAUCACUUUGUUAAGAGGAGUUUAAGUAAAGUAAAUUAUAAGAAAGACAAUUAAUUAAUAAAGACUAAAAGUUUAUUAUGGAGUUCAAUAUUCAAGCUACUUUAGACCUACAGCAGAAAUUUGAGUCUUUUUAGACUCAUUAGCAUAUAUAGGAGACUUAGAGUUACAGCCAAGGUUUAACCAAGAGAAUAGCACACAUAUGGGAUGUCUUAUCCCCAGCUUAACUUAUUUCAACAAGGUUUG